UUGUGGUGUAAUUUCGAAUUCGAAUAUGCGCGCUGUCACACAGCUGACGCUUUUCAUGUGUUGGCCACCACAAUGAGCAUCUCAACGGUAUCUAGUGUCUCUGGUGCAAGCCUUGCCCGCCGUUCAAGGACCAGAACACGUUCAAGGACUGUCAGCGCGUCACCUUCUGCUGACCAUACCUCCUUUCCUCCUCCAAGUCCCACUCAUUUCGUUGCCGAGCCGUUGGACAUGUAUCCGGCUGCAUUCUCUCGUCCUUUUGAGCUUGGCCAUGAGCGGGAAUCGAUCGUCACCCACGGUUCAUCUUCCGUCUAUCCACCUUCAACUUCGGCGUCCACUGUAUCAGGGACAGAGUCACCACCCUCCCCACGUUCGCUCGCAGAGCAAAUUGACCACAACCAAGUCUCUUCAUUUGACCCAGAGCUUGAACACGAGUAUGAUGGGGACGAUGUCUCCUACCGGCUUCGCCUACUUGUAAAAAACAACUACUUCCUACCCCCAGCCCACGCCAAGCCGUCUCCAUCCGACCUCGCAGCCACAGACAGCUUGAAAAGGGCCGCGAAACCCCCGCCCACACCAACAAUUUUCGAUUUUUUCCGAAGGGCUCGGUCAAAGUCGCGUUCCAAACCAUCGACCCCCACCGGAGUUCCCCACCAAGUUUUUGACUUGACGACGCCAGCGCUUCGGACGACUUCCGAACCGGCAGCGGUUUCUCCACAAGAAACCCGGGGUCGCACACUGACUCAAACUCCUCGACAACAAGAUGCAGCCCCUGGACGUGUUGUCGUAGUUCGCGAACGGAUGUCAGACAUCGCAACAGCCGUAAAGCAAGCCGAGCAAGAAAUGAAGGCCCGUGCCGCCACUUCUCGUGACCCCUCGCAUCCCAGCAUUGUGGAUGUCAUUGACCCAACCGACGCCGUUGAUGUGCCGCCACCAUCUGCCGCCUACCCCUUUGCAGUACAGGCCUCGGCUCUACACGAAAUGGGAGUUGACGAAUCAGUUGGAGCUGCCCUGUUGGCUGACCGACUUCCGCCGCCACAUAGUCCUCAUGGUGACGGAAACUGGCGCAAAGAUCUUCUUCGCGCAGCAGUGGACUAUUCGUUGAAUAACUCAACGGACGUUCUCGUCUCUCCUCGACCCAAAAGCAGAUCUUCGCCAACAUCAACAGAGUCGUCUGCCCAACGGUCUAUACCUCCCCGACCACCCAAGUCCCCAAAUCGACCACCAUUGCCUGCCGUCCAGAUUGGUCAGCGAAUUGUCUCUCCACCCCUCGAUGAAGGCAUGUCUUCUGCUCGCUCAAUUCACUCAGAAGAAUCCAGAGCCGAUGAAGAGGUGUCGCGGGUUUCCAGUACCGUCCCAGUUCGAGUUGAAACACCCACAAUGCCCCUAACACCACUUGCACCUCCACCUCGGAAACUUGUUAACCCACUGUACUCUAUCUCUCAGACAAGCCUCCCAUUGGAGGUUGCUCCGGCAACCGAUCACCAGUCAGAGUCCCGAUUAUCAAACACGUACGACAGGCAUGCAAUGCUCAGUCCUCCUCUCAUUCGACCUGAUUACCCACGCGCAAGUUCGGAUAGUGAUGCAUUAUCCUUCUACUCGGACGAUGCUCACGAAAUUGAUCGUCGUCCUUCCAUGGCCUCGUCGAGCAGAGAGCGGCCCUCGAUUUCUUUGUCGGCACAACCUUCUCCCACCCGGUCUGCUUUCCGAGAUGCUUUGGACCAGCCUCCUGUUGCUAGGCCACCCCGGUCUUCAUCGUUACGAGGCAGUUUAGACCACCCGACAUGUCCCAGUCCUUCUCCAAUUCCAAGAGACAGCAUGGCAUCACCACCACCAAGAGUGUCUUCAUCUUUGGCGCAUUUUACACCUCUUUUACCCCCACCCCGUGCUGCGCCGCGACCCAGAUUGCCGCCAAUUGGCAUAUUUCCUGAGGAACAAGAGACAUUGGAAAUACUGGCUCCUCCCCCGUCCACCCCUCCCUUGCCCCAAGAACAAAUACAAAUACUCGCUCCUCCACCAAGCACUCCACCCUUUGGACCCGAAAUUAAUACCUUCUCACCCAGCUCACCUGCUUUCUCGCCAUCUGGUCGUGGAGGUGUCAGCUUGUCCCUCGCAAUUCCACGUCAGUUCAGUGAUUCCGGGCCACGCUCUGCCCCACCAGUCACCUCGUUUUUCGACAGCAUUCAGAAUCAGCCAAAUGCAAUGGAUGAUCUUGAUUCAUCGUCUGAUGAGGAGACAGAUGAGGAUGGCGACGGAGAGCUAGACAUCUCUCCGCCACAGACACCCAUAUUCGUGAAUCCACGGACAAGGGCUCUGUCCAAUGUCCCUCCACCAAGUAGCAUCAGCAACUCGAGCUCACGCUCCCUGCUUAUGCGCCUGGGAAAUCAUUCGACACCGUAUGUCAGUCGCUCCUCUGACGAGGGUCGAAAGCCUGUCAGCAAUGUCCCCAAGUCAAACACUUUCUUUACGCAACGGCGGGGCGGGAGAAGUGAUCAAGGACAUGGGCCACCAACAUCGACAUUUGACUUUUACCAGUAUGCGAAACAAAAGGCACCAUCCCCUACAACCGUAGCUGGCCCUUCGCGACGAUCGGAGACGCAUGACCGCCCAACCAACACUCGAGAAUUGGAGUCGUUGCGGCGGUUAGAUGGGAUGCUAAUUCAACACAUGGAGGCGGAAAGGGCGUCAAUUCGGAGGAUUGCUACUAACCUGAGCACUACUAAUGGAAAGCGACUGCGAUAG
Molecule: messenger RNA, 2739 nt
Organism: Mycena indigotica
Lineage: Eukaryota; Fungi; Basidiomycota; Agaricomycetes; Agaricales; Mycenaceae
Exons: 2
Coding region: 73-2739 (888 amino acids)
Source: RefSeq, a predicted model, not a curated record